Molecule: messenger RNA, 3544 nt
Organism: Saccoglossus kowalevskii
Lineage: Eukaryota; Metazoa; Hemichordata; Enteropneusta; Harrimaniidae
Product: girdin-like
Biological process (GO): cytoskeleton-dependent intracellular transport; cytoplasmic microtubule organization
Cellular component (GO): centrosome; cytoplasm
Molecular function (GO): dynein light intermediate chain binding; microtubule binding
Source: RefSeq, a predicted model, not a curated record
UAAUGUUGAAUUAUCUGAUACCAAAGCCAAACUAAGAAGAAUGAGACAAGAAUUAGAAGAGAAAACAGAACAAGGAAUGGAGUUAAAAGAGGAGUUAGAACAAGCCAAUGCUUUAUUACAGAAAGUCAAACAAGAUAACAUUGAUUUAACACAGGAUGCGAGAGCGGCCCGAGGAUACCGAGAUGAGCUUGACGUGUUGAAAGAAAAAGCCAGUAAAGUUGAUAAGUAUGAAGGUGAAAUUCAAAGAUAUCGAGAGAAACUAAAUGAAAUGGAGUACCUAAAGAAAAGAAUGGAGGAACUGAGAGAGGACAAUCAGCUUCUUCACGAUACAAAGACAUUGUUAGAAGAGCAGCUGGAAUCAUCGCACAGAAAAGUAGAAAGGAUGGUCCAACUUGAAGCAGAUACCCUUAAGUAUAAACAACAUAUAUCAGAGUUAGAAGAGUCCUUGUACAUUUCUGAAAGGAGAGCGAAAAGUAACUUGGAACCAGAGUCAGCAGUCUCUGCACUUUGUCGGGAACGUGAUGGAGAUCGUGAACGAAUACGAGAACUUGUAGACGAGAAUACUUACCUGAGAAUUGAAGGUAAAGAAAGUAUGAAUGAUUCGGCCAACUUAUCUAAGGAGUUGGACAUCGUCAAGAAAUUAACAUCACCAGUUGGCCAUUCCCUGUCUACUGAGUACGGUGAUGCUGCAUCAACACAGAUAUUAAGACUAGAAAAAGACAACCAGCGACUGCAACAUGAACUGGAAAUGUUGAAGGAAACUACUCUUGCAGAAAACAACAAUAAAAUACUGGAGUUAGAAAAAGAAAACCAGAGACUUAGUAAAAAGGUGGAAAAACUACAUACAGCUUCAACAAAGGACACAAAAUGUUAUGUGGAAUUGGAACAAAGGUUCAAUGAACUGCGGCGAGAUAAGGCAAAAGUUGAUCUCUCUGUUGAUUCACUCUCUAAAUCAGUGGAUCGGCAGAGGAGAGAGUAUGAAGCAGAAACUGAACAACUCACCCAAACCAUAGAGAUACUGAGACAGAGAAAUCAAAAGAAUGCUGACCAGAGGACCAAAGAUAUCGAGAAAGAAAAUAAGAAAUUGCACGGAACAGCUCGAGAAGCUACUAAUAAACUGUCCACUUUAGAGUAUGAGCAUCGACAAUUGUCAAAGAACUAUGAACGACUCAAGGAGAAAGCAGACAAAAUUGAAGAGCUGGAAAAAAUAAACCGUGAGUCAGAAGAAGAAAUUGAAAAACUUCAAAGCAAAAUAGCUGCUAUUACUCUGACUUGUGAGAAAGUUGAUGCUUUAGAGCAAGAAAAUUCUGAUUUAGAUGUGGAGAAAAGGAAACUGGAAAAAACGGUUGAUACAUACAAAGGUAUGAUAACUAAAAUGGACAAUACACAAAGUGAAAACAUUACGCUUCAAGCUGAAGUACAAAAGCUACAGCGGUCAAUAGAAACAAUGAAGUCACAUACAACGAGGUUGUCUCAGGUGGAGCAGGAAAAAGACGAUCUGGACAGACAAAAUAGACAAUUACAGAAAUCCCUCCACGCAUUCCAGGCUAACCAAGAGAGGUACACUAAACUUGAAGUGGACAACAUGGAAUUAGAAAAUGCAAAUCAGAGGUUGCAGAAAUCAUUGGAGCUUGCAAACAGGAAAGUCGCAUCACUCGAAAGGGACAUACAGGAACUUGAACAUGAGAAUGAAAAGUUACAAAGAGAAAUUGAGACUUUGAAAUUAUCAUCUAAAAAAAUUGAGGAACUAUCACGCGACAACAAAGACAUGGAAUUAGAUUAUGCUCACCUAGAAAAAGACAUGAAACACAUGGAAAAGGAAAAUAAGCGAUUAAAGCAAUCCAUGGAAAUGAAAGAUUGUAGUUUAGAAGAUGCUAAUGUAAAAGUUACCAAUCUUGAAAGAGAUGCAAAGAGACUUCAAAGGCUGUUAGAGAAAAAUAAAGAUUCUAAUGAAAGGCUGAAAGAUAUUGAGAAAGAAAACAACCAGUUGAUGCAACAGGCAACUAUAGAUAAAAAGACACUAUUUGCACUCAGAGAGGAUCUGGUCAAAGAGAAGAUCAAGACACAGCAGAUUAGCAAUGAACUUGAAAAACUUUCAACUGAACUUCAUAAAAUAGGUCUGAAUAAAGAAAAAAUGUUGCAUCAAGAGCUGACUGAGGAUGAAGAUCGGUACAAGGCAUUAGAAAAUAGAAUGGACGAUGCAUUGAAGAAAAGUCUUGAAGUGAAAGAGGAAAAAAUACAAGCUCUAGAGACAAGAUUGCAAGAAUCAGUAAGUAGGAAUCAAAAGUUAAAUGAAGAACUGAGGAACCUGAAGAGAGAUUUGGUAACCCUACAACAGAGACAUGAAGAGGAACAAGUCACCAGUACCACACCAAGUCCUCCAAAAAUAGUGCGAUCUGAUAGUGAGCGUGUGAGUGCUAAAGAAAUACUGAAGAUGAAAGACCAUCUUAUUGAACUUGAACGAAAUAACGCUUCUCUGCAGACUGAAACAAGCAGUCUUCGUAACCAGAAUGACCACUUACAAGGACAGAUCAGCACUCUACAAUCUCAAAAUACCUCUUUGCAGUCACAGGUGACAAAACUGCAUACACAGAACUCUGAUUUACAAUCCCAGAAAGCUAACCUACAGGUGGAAAACACCACUUUGAACUCUGAAAUCUCUUCUCUCAAAUCUGAAGUCAUAUCCUUGAGGAAUAAAAAUGCUGACUUAGAAGCUGAAUUGGAACGACUGCGAGCCAGGCUAGAUGAGCUUGAAGGCAGACACAAAAACUUGAUAAAAGAUCAAGAACAGUUACAGCGACUUCAUGAUAAUCUUACUCAAGAAUAUGAAGCUCUGAUUUCUGAGCAUGGUUCAUUGAAAUCAAUCCACAAGUCCAUGAAGGUGGAGUAUGAUUCGCUGAAAUUAAAACAGGACACUGUGAUCAAAGAAAGGAAAAUGGUGAAUGAUGAAAGAGUUAGUCUGAAAGCCGAAAAACAGUUGUUACUGCAAUCAGGAGCAGAUCCUUCAUCAAUUCAGUUGGAAUUCAAUAGUUUGAAACAGAUGCAUGAAAGAUUAAACAGAGAAUAUAAAGAUAUUGAACAUGAGAAUAGAAGUCUGAAGUCGGAUACAAGACAACUUAGUCUUGAAAAAGCCUCUCUUCUGGGUGAAGUGACAGAUUACAAACAACAAUGUCAACAACUGGAGCUGGAAAUUGCCAAAAUCAGCAAUAGAACUGAAACAUUUCAACAGUUAAAUGCAAAGUUGGAAGAAGAAAAUGAACAUUUGAUGGAGCAAGUCACCAAAUUACUUGAUAAAAAUGCUGAACUGCAUAAGUUUACUAUAGAGAGUAAAGAUCAGUACCAUGAAGAAGAAAAACAAUUCUUUGAUAAGAUAAAUGAUCUUAGAAGACAAAAAGAGAAAUUGGAACAAAAGAUAAUGGAGCAAUACAAAACCUAUACAUCACCACCCAGAAGCCUUAAUUAUAGCUCAGCUGAGGAUGAAAGGUUUGCUAGCCUUCUUACUGCCACUAACUCCCUCAUAUUUAACUUUAUGUAUCCCUUAUGA